Molecule: messenger RNA, 8745 nt
Organism: Eriocheir sinensis (Chinese mitten crab)
Lineage: Eukaryota; Metazoa; Arthropoda; Malacostraca; Decapoda; Varunidae
Gene: wls
Product: protein wntless-like
Exons: 12
Coding region: 108-1814 (568 amino acids)
Biological process (GO): Wnt protein secretion; intracellular protein transport; Wnt signaling pathway
Cellular component (GO): organelle membrane; endomembrane system
Molecular function (GO): Wnt-protein binding
Source: RefSeq, a predicted model, not a curated record
ACGCAUGGCAGUUUAGAGGAAGGAGUCGAGGCGGGAGGAGUGCCGUAUCGAUCUCUGGGCCAAGGGGGAGGCGUCUAGUGAAGGAAAAGGCCUAUAUUCCCUUCAUCAUGGCCGGGGCAAUCAUUGAAAACCUGAGCGGCCGGAAGCUGGGGGUGCUGAUAGUGUUCCUGAUGGUGUGCCAAGCCGUGUGCUUCCUCGUGGGGGCAUUGAUCGCCCCAGCACCUUCCACUGCCAUGCCUGUGCUGGGAACCAAGUGCAUCGACAAGAACUACAGCAAGGAAAAAUGGUACUUCCCACGGGGCAAGAAACGCUGCCGCUCCAUCUCCAACCUGAAUGAUCCGCAGGUGGAGAACGAGAACAUCAACGCCAACAACAUCAUCUUCGCCUUCCAGAUUCCAUCCCCAAAGGACAAGGUCGAGCUGGACUACUCCCGCUGGCACCAGAACCUCCUGUCCAUGAUGCACCUGGACAUCUUCUAUGACGAGGCAGCCAAGUUUGACCCCAAUGCAAAGAUGACCAUCGACGGCCGACUCGGCUACCGCAACAAGAAUGACCCGCACCACAAAUGGACGGAGUACGCAGCCUCGGUGGAGGAGAGGACGCUAGACUGCUCCAUCAACCCAGAGCACAAGAAGGAGGAGUACAUAUACAACUGCUCCCUGGUGCCGAUGUUCGAGCUCGGGUCCCUCCACCAUGACUUCUACCUCCUGAACAUCCGCCUCCCCACACACGAUGACAAGGAGCCGUGGGGGGAUGGGACCAAUGAGGACCUGGGGAGGCUGAUCGAUAUGUGGGUGGUGUUCAUCCACCAAAACGGCGGCUUCACCAAGGUGUGGGUGUCGCUCAAGACCAUCUUCUUCCCGACCAUCGUGGCCAUCAUGGUGUGGUUCUGGCGCCGCAUCUCCCAGCUCACUCGCCCCCCGGCCCUCCUGGAGUACAUGCUGAUGGUGCUUGGGUCGGCCCUCACCCUCCUCAACUGCCCGCUGGAGUACCUGACGCUGGUGUACGACUGUCCCUGGAUGACGGUGGUGAGCGACAUCCGGCAGGGGCUCUUCUACGCCUCGCUGCUCUCCUUCUGGCUCAUCUUCACCGGGGAACAUCUGAUGGACGACAUCGAGAGGAACCGCCUUCGUGUGUACUGGCGUCACCUGAGCGCCGUGCUGGGGGGCUGCCUGUGCCUCUUCAUCUUCGACAUGUGCGAGCGAGGCGUGCAGCUCCGCAACCCCUUCUACUCCAUCUGGGUCACCCCCAUCGGCACCAACCUGGCCCUCGCCUUCAUCAUGCUCGCCGGCAUCUGUGCGGGACUCUACUUCUGCUUCCUCUCCUACAUGAUUUGGAAGGUCUUCAUCAACAUCAGCAGCAAGAGACAGUCCCUGCCCGCCAUGUCCACCGCCCGCCGCCUUCACUACGAGGGCAUCAUCUACCGCUUCAAGGUCCUCAUGCUCGCCACCCUCCUCUGCGCGGCCAUGACUGUCAUUGGCUUCAUUCUGGGACAGGUGUCUGAGGGCCAGUGGUCAUGGGACGAGAACAUCAAGCUGGAGUACACGAGCGCCUUCUUCACCGGCGUGUACAGCAUGUGGAACAUCUACACCUUCGCCCUCAUCUGCCUGUACGCGCCCUCACACAAACGCUGGCCCAAGGACCAAGACUGGGCAGUGUCAGACAACUGUGGUCUAGCUUCCAUACACGGAGCACUCUUGGCACGAGACACGCAGAGCAGCACAGGCGAGGAGAUCGAGUUCAGCAGACUGGCCACGGAGCCCACGGAAAUGUCCUCUAUCACCGCCUUCGCCCAGAAAGCCGCAUCAGAUUAAAGAAGGAAUACUCGAAGAUGUGAAGAAAAGGGGAAGGGGAGGGAGAGGCACACAGAAGAGGAGGAGGAGAAAGAGAUGAAAGGAGAACUGAGUGAUGCCAAUACGAUGAGAGGUCUUUUUAUUACAUGGCUUGUCUCUGAAGGUAAAGCAUGCACUCAGUGGGUCCUAUUUUGGGGUGGGAGGGGGAGGAGAAGGUGUGUGUGUAUGUGUGUGUGUGUGCGCGCGUUAUUUAUACAUGUAUUUUUAGAGCCUACGUAAGAUUUGUAACUGAAGGAAGGUAAAAAAAAUAGGUUAGAAAAUGCACAAAAAAGAGUUGCAGUGAGCGCGGCGGUGGUGAUUUUUAUGUACAAUUUUGGACGUUUUGUAUGAAUUGAUAUUACCGAUCAGGCAGCUGCUUUUACCUCUCGCAGUUUGUAAUGUUAAAGUGAAAACCUACUUAAAAAAAAAGACUGUGGAGUGGGAAGGAGGAUGGAGAUGAAUAUUCAAUUUUUACAGAUCUUUACACACACUUUUUUUCUUUUUUUUUAUUGUAAGUAGAGUCUAUAGCGCCAGAAGGUAGGCAGGCUCUCUUGAGGGGCCUCUCGGACGACCCCAGCCCGUUAGCGGCGCAGGCGAAUUUUAUUUUAAGUGGCUGCGUUUUGUCGUAAUGUUUUUAUUGUUCAAGCGAAUAAAGAGCAAAGCCUCUGGUGGGGGAGAGAAAACGAGACAGGCUUCUCAUCCCCCUGAAGACGUCUGACACACACGCCCAAAACCCACAAUAGAGAAAGAAUAUUAGUUCAUCUCACGGCUCGUAAUCACACUCUGUACACUUAGAACAAUACUGUCGCCCUUGUAAGCAACUGCAUAAGUAAUUUUUCCUAUGUCUCGGAAAAUUGAAAAAAACUCAUAUUCACACCGGCUUUUGAUAUAGGCAGAAACGUUAAGAAUAAUUUUGGAACACACGCCUUGAAUAACAAAAAUCUGGAAAUCACCGAAAAAUGACAUAGGCAGUUUGUUUGCAAGGGUGAUGACAUACCACAGGGGUGACCCACUUAGAUAUACAAAUAAUUAUCCUCAGAAAACUAAUAUAUAUAUACACACAGGAUAGGUGGACAGUAUUAGUACCAUAGAUCAUAAACCUUACUACAACUACUACCAGUAAUUCUAGCUAGUGAUAAACCGCUUCGUGAAUGACCUUAUGUAUACUAGCUGUUGAUUUGCUUCCUUAUACAAUUAGCGUAGAGCAUCACGAAGGGCCGACAAACCCUGUGUAUCGCUGUUGCUGUAGCCGAGGUUGUGGUGGGCAACAGACACCAGCUGGGACAUUACUUAGUGUUGCUUGAACCCAAAACUGUGGAACUCAAAUCAAAACAGAAAGGAGAGACUGUCAUCCCGGCGAGAGCGUUCCGUCUUGCUGAUGCUGGACGUGUUUGUUCCUUGGCAGCACCACGGAACAGAACUCUUCUUGACUGGGGCUGCUUGUGGCUUCCCUGCAUUUCCCUCCUUACUUGCUAUUGUGGAGGAAGGCUACUGCUUCUGUGGUUGCCUGUGAAGUUGGCCGUCCCAGGUGAAGUACCCGAGCAUGGUGUUAUUCAGGAUGAUGCUGUGGUCAUGUGCUGGGUCCCUCUGUGCCCAGUAUUUUUGGGGCCAGUUUUACAGUCCAGUACAGCAAGUUCGUAAGCUCCCCAACCAAGCACAAAAUACUACAAAAAUUCCUUGUAUUGUCUUUCCGAUUGAUAUAAAUAGGAUUAAAUUUUAGCAGACCACACGGGAAGUCUAUUUAGUAUCUGGUAUUGCGAAGAAAAAACUAAUCAUUGUGGAGAUUAUAGCUUGGUUUGGGCGCUUACAAUGACUCGGUGUUGGACUGUCGAACUGACCCUUUGAGUGGCAGCGGAUUCUUGUACUUGACACAAUCCUGGACGUAGAGGUAGCUAAAGGUGUUGAGCGUCCGGGUGCGCUGCUGACCUCUCCGGCGCCAGCACUAUGGUGUGGGGCCCUGCCUCCUCCACCACUUCACCCCCGUACUUAGUGAUGAGCCUUGUUACCCUGGCACAGAAGUUACAGCCAUUGGUGAUGAAGGUGAGCUGCUCCCCAAGGUUGUUUCAGACAUGGUGUUGAGUCCAGGGGCACAAUGGGAGGAAAAAGGGUGUAGGGAGGAGGAAGAGGAAGCUGCCAUAUACCAUAGUGUCAGUCAGUUGUGGGUGAUGUAAGGAUCGGUGGUGCCAGAAUAGUGCGAGUUCUUUCUUGGAGAGGACCACACUCGCUGCUUUUAGAGAUGGAAGAAGAAUGUAGAAGCAAGCGUAAGGUAGGGAAACAAAUAGAAUGUAAGACUCUACAUUAACAAAGACAGUGGUGAUAAAAAGAGGGUUAGGAGUAUAAUAUUUAGGGCAUUAACAAAAUAAGGAAGAAGGUAACAUAGAACAAAGAGCAAGGUUGAGAAAUGGAGAUGGACAAUUAGAGUAUGUACAAUUACAAAGACAGGAAUGAUGAAAAAGAGAAUUUGGAGAGAGAGGAAAGUGAGGCUGGCAGAAAGAGAAAUGAGACGAUAGGUGGGUGGGAAAGAAAGGGAAGGGAAGGGGAAUGGAGGGAAAGUGAGGCUGGCAGAAAGAGAAAUGAGACAAUAGGUGGGUGGGAAAGAAAGGGAAGGGAAGGUGGGGUAAGGGAAGGGGAAUGGAGGGAAAGUGAGGCUGGAAGGGGGAGAAUUUGGAGUAGUAUUAUGCCUGUUUUUAGAUAACAUUAAGGGCAUUAACAAGAUAAGGAGGAAUGUAAUAAUAAUGAUAAUAAUAAUAGUAAGAUAUUAAAAUGAAGACAGUAAUAAUGACAGCUAUAUUCAUGGUAGGCGAUGGGAUAAUGCCUGUUUUUGCAUACCAAAGGGUGAGUGAUUCAAGUGAUGAUAAGGGUGCAGAAUUGCGUAAGAUAAAAAAAGUGAAAUGAUAGUAAUGAUACCUAAAAUUAAUGGUAAGGAAACUAUAUAAUUCUAAACCAUUCUGAGCAGCUCCACAUUAACAAGGGAAUGUACAUAUAGAAGGGUAACCUCAUUGUGUAAGGUACAAGAGUGAAAAUAAUUACAUUGGCGACUAAAUUUAAGAUAGGAAAAGGUAUCUUGCCGAACCAUUCCCAGCAGCUCCACAGUAACAAGGGAAUGUGUAGGAUUACGUAAGGUUAAUGUGACGUAACAUGUACAGCAGACACUCGACCAACCAACCAACUGCCUGGCGUGAAGAGGCAGAACAGCUGGUAUUUGGGGCCACCAACCAGUAAUAGUGUCAACGCCAGUAAUAAUCUUGUGUUACUUGCUCUCUUUCUCUCUCUUUCACGGCACAAACACAUAGUCUGUAAGCAAGGCGUUUCAGCAAUGGUUCGCUAACUAUACUAGCAGCUGACGACUCUUCCGUUCUUUGUGUUUCAUUGCGAUGUUGUAGCGUUCGUGAUAUUGUUUUCUCUAAUCGUGCAUCUACUCCUGUACCUUCCCUCCCUACCUCAACCCUCUCGAUCCGUGCUUCGGUGAAUGGGGCGUGCCUAAGGCUUUCUGGUGUUUGUUAUGUUGAGAAUUUUUAUGAGGAAGGAUAAAAAAUGGUUCGGUCAUCCCUUAUUUGUCUUUUACCGUCUUGUUUUUUCUUUUUGUGGAGGCAUUUUGGGUCAUACAUUAUAUCGAGAGAAGUUUCAUGAGGGAUGACAUCAGUGGUUCAGUCACCCCUCACAGCCCACGUUACAGAUUUGGCCUUUGGGAUGAUCAUGACUGGCCUGCGAGAUAAUGGCUUAACCUAUUUCGUUGUAGGGGAUCACAGUUGAAAAAGCGACGAGACGGGGGAACAGGACAAAAAAGGUUGGGAGUCACUGCUUUAUUCCAUUACAUACAAAUUCCAUCAGUUCAUCGAUAUUGAUCUUUUGCCCUUCAUUAAUUUAGUUGACAUGUCUUAAAAACCAACAUUAAUGCCUCCUGUUUUGCAUGCCAGAGAGUAAGUGAUUCCAGUCCCUCUGCUACUCCUGCAAUACCUCAUUAAUGUACAUAAGGGAGAAGAGGUUUUAGGUGGGUAUGUUCACUAAAGGGGUUAUUACACUGGGCAAAUUUUCCGUGGAUCUUCAGCCAAACCACGAUUUCCGCUGGCGUGGUUCUUAUAUAUCCGUGGUUUUCUGACGUGUCCACGAUCUUCCAAAGCUACGGUAGAUUUCCCUGAAGGACGACGGUAUUACUCACAAUCAUCAUCAUCAGCAAUAACAAGAAACAAAACCACACUAGCGGAAAUCGUGGUUUGACUGAAGAUCUACGGAAAAUUUGCCCAAUGUAAUAGCCCCUUAACUCAACCUUCACCACCUCCUCUCGUGAAUUACCCUCAAGCUUCCAACUGAUCCCGAGACAAGCGCUUGGUAUGUCGUUUUACUCCUCUCCUCGGCCCUGUUCCUAGUGCUAUGGGGGAGUGAGAUUCUCUGUAAGCCAUGAAUUAGAAAUGGCAAUCUUGCAGCCUCCCUACCAAGCACUUCAUACACCCCCCAAUACUUUAAGACUUAGGGGAAUGUCAUCCACUGUAAGACAUGAAUUGCAAGCAGUAGUAAUCUUGCAACAUGUCUACCAUCAUGUCUUGUCCCAUCGCUUCAUUCAGAUUUGAGAAAGGGAAGUCAUGUUGAAUACUAUAACUACUACUACUACUACUACUACUACUAUUCCCACCACUUGUAGGUACUCUGGUGUUAGAUUACUAUUGCUAGUUUAUUAUUACAUUUCAAAUGGGAAUAAAGUCAUGCCUCAAAUAGUACGGUUUCCAAUACUUCGAUUUCGGUUUUAUGUGGAUUUUCAUGGGAGAUUUUUUUGGGAUUUUUAAAUUUCCCGACGAGAAGGAAAUUUAAAAAUCCUUAAAAGGUCUUCCAUGACAAUCCGUAUAAAACUGAAACCAAACUAUUGGAAACUGUACUAUUUGAGGGAUGACUGUAUGUAUGUUCAGCGAUGAUGGGAGUUCCAAUACCACACACUAACCACGAACUUGAAGCUGAAGGAACAGUGACACAUAGAUUUCUUUGCUAUAUAUAAAGUCCAUGUGUAUUAUCCUUCUGUAACAGUAUUUACCUACUUAUGAUAUACAGGAAUGAAAUUUGAACACGCACACACACACACACACACACACACUUACACACACACAUGCUAAGGGCCACAUCAUUAUACAUUUUGUCGCCCAAGCUCACAUUUGACACGGCUUUCGUAGGAGUUGUGGGCCUCUCCAGGGGUAGUUUUUUUUUACCCUGGUGGGAGUUUGACAAGGCCUCUGUACCAUGAACUCUAAAAAACACUCAUGAGGAAGCAUUCUACCUCUUUUUCGCUCUUUAGAAAUAAUUAAUGUGAGUCUGUAACAUCAAAGGGCUUGGUGUCAUAGGGUGGGCGAGGCGACGCACCCCCUGUGUAUGCCCCCACUGAUUGAUGUGAGAGUAGGUAGCAUUAACCCAGUAGCAGCGACGGGUCAAAUUCGUGGCUUUACCGUGUACCAGCGACGGGCCAAAUUCUUGCUAUGAUAUAAACCCCCGCCCAAAAAGACGAUGCAUAGACUGAUCAAAAAUGCGUUGGUAUGUGUUAUGAAAUGGUUGGCGUGAGUGGUGAAUUUUUUCUCAUGAAUUUGCUUAGAGGGGCCUUUAAGAAACAUGGUCCCCGCAGCUACCGGGUUAAAGAAUACAUACCUAACCCUCUGAAGGUACACAGAGAGGAUCAGAACCCCUAAGCAUCUCUGGACUAAAUAGAUUCAAAUCCUACCCAAUACAGGAGAAUGGAAGCAAAUAGCAUACACGGAAGCCUUCUUAGUUAAGCCUCUCGGAACCCUUUGUAUCGCGGUAGAGCUUUGUGCAUUUCGAUUCUGUAUUCCCCCACACCCCGCUAGAACUUUUAGGAGUAGGAGUGUCAAUGUGUCUUAAGCAUAAUACUAUAUAGAGAGAUCAAAUAUUUUUUUUACAACAUACCUCUAACCAGAAACAGAAGAAUGCAUAUUUAUUUACCUGGAUUGAUAUUGUUUGUACUAAUGUUACGGCUGAAUUUUUGUUUGUUUUCCUCUCACGCUCGAAGAAGAUUGGUUAGUUUUUUACUUUUAUAUAUAUUCUACUGCUUACCUCAUUAAAAAGAGAGAUAUUGGUGUGUCGAGUUUAGAUUUACCGUCAAAGUCCCCUUGUCAAUUUUUUUCGUUUUACAGUUUCUACUUAAGUUAAAAUAGAGAGAUUGGCGUGUCGAGUCCAAAAUUAUAAAAAUCUCCAUAUAUUGAUUUUUUCAUUUACUAUUUUCUACUUAAUUUAAAAUAGAGAUUGAUAUGUCUGGUUGAGAUUCAUUGCCAAAGUCGCCAUAUAUUGAUUGUGUCGUUUAAUAUUUCUACUUAAAACAGCGAAAUGUGUGUCUGCUUGAAAUUCAACAUCAAAGCCAUAUUAAUUUUAAGUAUGUUUUCCUGGUGGGCUUAUCAAAUGGCGUUAACUUAGGCAGGAUACCCACUAUCUUGUUUUGACGGGAAUAUUGGAUGUUUUAUGUCCUUCCUGAUGUCUUUAUCCCUUGCAUCUGCGCUCCGAGGCCACAAGGUGAUUGGAUAUUAAAAGGUAAAUACUCUCCUCAGGUCACAAGCAGAGAAAUGGAAUGGAAAACGGGAUAGUGGGAACCCUGCCUGAGUAUACACGAUGUCCGUACUCACUAGCCGCAGCCCAAAUAAUUAUGAUUCUCCCUUAUUUUACGUGCCAAGUCGGUCUUUUAUUUUUUUAUCUUCUCACAAAUCUUAAGUGCCAUGUUGCCAGUUGAUCCAGUGCUGUACCGUCCCUUGGUUGAGGAAUUCAUCACUACAUUGGUUCCUCUGUUUUAUAUGUCCUUGAUUUUUUUUAUGUGAAUUUCGGUUUCUUCGUUUCUCUCUCGUCAUUGCGCUCUCCCUUUCUUGCGUCAUCAUUGUUAUUCUUCGUCCUCUUCAGUGAUUUGUUUCUUUUUAAAUAAAUGUCACUCAGU